CUUGGGCCCUUAUCCCCCCCCUCUCCUCACUUUUCCAAAUGGCAACUCUCCUGAGAGCUCCAUUCACAGCACCGCCACCACAAAGCCUCACCUCUAUCUGCACGCAAUCCCCUAAAGCCUUUCACCUCCCUCUCACUCGCAGAUGCGCUCUUAAUGCUUCUCGCUUGACCUCUUCUCUCCGCUUCUCCCCCAUACUGCACAUCCGCUUCCUGCGGUUCGAUCCCUUCGCUUCUAACGGCGAGGCCACCGAGACUCAAGAGGUUCAAGACUCGGAGAUCGAGGAAAAUUCAGAUGGCUACAUUGGUGGUGCAGAAGAUGCCACAAGCGAUUCAGAUGCUCCAGAUUCAGAUGCUCCCAAUGCAGAGGAAGAACCUGCUUCAGGCAUUAUAGUGGCUCUACGAUCAUACAAAGAAGCUUUAGUGAGCAAUGAUGAAUCCAAAGCAGCUGAGAUAGAAGCUUUUAUUAAGUUCAUUGAAGAUGAGAAAAUUGAUCUUGAAAAAAAAGUGGCAGCCUUGUCUGAGGAGCUCUCAUCAGAUAAGGAACGGAUUCUCAGAAUUAGUGCGGACUUUGACAAUUUCCGGAAGAGGACAGAUAGAGAGCGACUUUCACUUGUAACAAAUGCACAAGGGGAAGUCUUGGAGAAUCUGUUGCCUGUUUUGGAUAACUUUGAGAGAGCUAAAGCCCAAAUUAAGGUGGAGACUGAAGGAGAGGAGAAGAUCAAUAACAGCUAUCAGAGUAUAUACAAGCAGUUUGUGGAGAUUCUAGGCUCACUUGGCGUUACUCCUGUGGAGACAAUCGGGAACCCCUUCGAUCCAUUGGUGAGCUUCCGAGCUGGCUCGAAAUUCAGUCUAGUACUUGAUGAACUUUCUCGAAUGCUCUAUCAAGUUUGUUCAGGUUUUAUGAAGACCUGGACACGCUUUUAACCCAAUUCAAGUCUUGAUUGAUUCGAGUCAGCUUGGUGAGUUCACAUGAGUAACAAUAUACAUAUGCAUAUGCUUCAGUUUGUACUUGUGACAUAAAAUCCAUACACAGGAUAAUGGCCCUUAGACAUCAUCUUGAGGGAUAGUUGGUUAUAUCCAAAAUCUGUCUUUUUCUUUUCAUUUUGUACAGUUUAGUGCUCCUACAGGUAUGUUUUUCUGGAUUCUUUUCAUUUGGGAGAGAAGGGUUUCUUGGUUAUCUGACAUGAUUCUCUGUUCUUGUAAAAGUUCCAUGAAGCAAUUAUGCGGGAGGAUUCCACAGAGUUUGAAGAAGAUGUGAUAAUUCAGGAGUUCCGCAAGGGGUUCAAGCUUGGGGACAGACUCUUGCGCCCGUCAAUGGUGAAAGUAUCAGCAGGUCCAGGGCCUGCCAAAGCCGAAGCAGUUGGGUCAUCAGAAGAAGAAGCUGUAAGGGUGACUGAAACCGAAACCAGUGGGGAGGGCACCCCAGAAGGAGAGUCUGGUUGAAGACUAAACCCUCAAUUCUAGAUUGAAGUUUUGUAAAAGCAGCAGGUAUCUUACUACUACAAUUCAGGAGUCAUUUUGGUGUUUUGGCCCUAUGGGAUGAAAAUAUGUACUAUUUAUUUGUCUUGGUUGAUGGUGUGGAGGAAUGGAAGAAAUGAGUUGUACUUGCCAGCAUAGGUGCUUUGGGAAAAAUGGGAGGAACAUUAGUUGGACAUUUGCAUUGUCUAGGUGCCGGUUGCUUAAGAAACUCCUAAGUCCGGGACAUUGGAUUCAGAAAAAAUUAUAUUGGAAGGUGGUUUUAGACAUAUUUACAUGAA
This is a messenger RNA of Vitis vinifera (wine grape), 1756 nucleotides long. RefSeq lists its product as uncharacterized. Gene Ontology annotation, biological process: protein folding. NCBI's taxonomy places the organism in Eukaryota, Viridiplantae, Streptophyta, Magnoliopsida, Vitales, Vitaceae. Bases 39 to 923 code for a protein of 294 amino acids. Gene Ontology annotation, cellular component: chloroplast. The record is from RefSeq and is a predicted model, not a curated record. Gene Ontology annotation, molecular function: adenyl-nucleotide exchange factor activity; protein-folding chaperone binding; protein homodimerization activity. The transcript is spliced from 3 exons.